Molecule: messenger RNA, 369 nt
Organism: Desarmillaria tabescens
Lineage: Eukaryota; Fungi; Basidiomycota; Agaricomycetes; Agaricales; Physalacriaceae
Exons: 1
Source: RefSeq, a predicted model, not a curated record
AAGUUAGCAUCCAAAAAACGGCCGAGUGUUUUGAAUACGUGGCUAGAUGGUCCACGCUCGUUCGAUAUCGCUUUCAACAUUUCUGAUAUCGAUCACUUCGGUAACGCCAUGGUUGAGUGGUGGAAUGCCCUUCAACCAAGCUGGAGGCAAAGUGACGAAGGUUUACCGAUACCUCAAUAUACAGGAACAUUUACGCCUCUGUGCAAAGGCGGCCAAAAUGGGAUAGUGACGGUGUUGUUUGGCCUUUUCUGGUGGGGACGUAAUUUAGAGGGGAAUAUGUCGCAAUGGCAUAAGAUGGUAUCAGAUGUGAGCGACACGCUGGAUGCCCUCCUCUUCGCCAAGGAAUCUGAAAAGCGGCGCAAGCGAUAA